Geosmithia morbida is the source of this 1713-nucleotide messenger RNA. Its product is annotated as nucleobase:cation symporter-1, NCS1 family. Gene Ontology annotation, molecular function: nucleobase transmembrane transporter activity. The coding region runs from base 1 to 1713 and encodes 570 amino acids. The transcript has 4 exons. Lineage: Eukaryota; Fungi; Ascomycota; Sordariomycetes; Hypocreales; Bionectriaceae. The record is from RefSeq and is a predicted model, not a curated record. Gene Ontology annotation, biological process: transmembrane transport; nucleobase transport. Gene Ontology annotation, cellular component: plasma membrane.
AUGGUUACCAAGGCCAUCAAGAAAGCAAAGGAGGCUAUAGUCCUCAAGGCGGACGGGACGCGGCACGAGGAAACGACAACAUGGUGCAAUCGCGAUCUAGUCCCUCUACCGCCAUCUAGGCGAACCUGGGGAUGGUUCAACUUCUUUGGAUCAUCUACACUCGGUGCUCUCAACGUGUCGACGUGGCAGACGCCCAAUACCUUUCUUACCCAGGGUCUCUCCGUUGGGCAAGCCAUGGCCAUCAUUGUCGUGUCGCGAUUCAUUGUCUCUUUGUUCGCCUGCAUCAUUGCCUGGUGUGGUCUGACCUGGCACAUUGGCUUUACGGUUCAGAACCGCUUUACAUGGGGGUUACGUGGAGCAUACAUCCCGCUCCUUCAACGGUGCAUGUUGAAUUUUAUUUGGAACGCCGUCCAAUGUAAGGCACUCCGGCAUCCUGAACUUGCAUUGAUAUCUCGUGCUAACCUGACGCAGAAGCUGCCAAACACUCUGUCCGCUUCCACCCCGACGACGACCCAGGAAUUGGUGGGGUUCACUGUAUUUUGGGUGAUUUCUUUUCCAUUCCUGUUUCUGCGACCGGAACGAUUCAAGAAGCCUUUUUUCUUCUCAAGCAUCGGGUGCGGCCUUGCGAUGAUCGCCAUGAUGAUCUGGUCACUGGUAGUAGCUGGCGGCGUGGGUCCCAUCUUCUACCAGAGCCAGAAAACCACGGCGACGGCAAACUGGAGCAUCUCGUGGUUGAUGAUGGCUGGUCUUAACCAGUCCAUCGGCUCCAAGGUAGCUGGAAUUGUCAACGAGAGUGACUUCUCGAGGUAUUCCAACAGCAACCUUGGUUUCGUUCUUGGCACUGUGUCUGUUCAGUGGUUUGUCGGUAUAUUUGUCUCGUUGGGCGGCCUUGUGACGACAUCAGCAUGCCAGGUCAUAUAUGGCGAAAUCUGGUGGAACCCUCCAGACCUGAUGAUGGUCAUGAUGGACUACGGUGAGGGAUCAUCCAAGGCUCGCGCUGGAGUCUUCUUUCUUGCGCUUGCUUUCACCUUUGCCAUAAUGUUCCAGAAUGUUUGUGGCAAUGCAGUGGCCGGUGGCAUCGAUCUCGCGGGUAUCUUCCCACGCUACAUUGAUAUUCGUCGGGGUUCACUUAUAACCUUCAUGGCCACAUGGAUCAUUCAGCCGUGGCAGCUGGUGAACCGUGCCGAGACGUUCAUCACGGUCCUGAGCUCCUUCUCUGUAUUCCUCGCCCCGCUAAUGGGCGUCAUGAUCUGCGACUACUACAUCCUAAGGCGGCAAAAGAUCAAACUCAAUGACCUCUACCGAUCUGAUCCCUCAGAUUACUGGUUCUCUCACGGGUUCAACUGGAGAGUGAUACCCUGCUGGGUGGCGGGUUGGGCCCCCACUAUUGGCGGUCUCAUCACCACCGCGGGCGAGAUGGAAAACGCACCCAGGUCCCUCACAGAAUUGUACUACACUGCCUUCUUUACCGGUCUCGCCAUAUCAUUCACUUUAUUUUAUGCCGUCAACUUGAUCUUUCCUGUUGAUGGGCUUGGCCAGUACGAUCAGUAUGAUGAUUGGGCAACUUUUACCGCCAAGGAAGCGGCUAAGCUCGGAGUGGUUCCGAACGAUGACGCCGAAGAGCUCCAGAAGAUUGCUUUUGGUGCCUCUGGAUACAAUCGGCGUGCGAAAACGGCUCAGACCGAUGCGACCGAGUUUGAGGCCAAAGUCUAA